Ostrinia furnacalis (Asian corn borer) is the source of this 5183-nucleotide messenger RNA. Its product is annotated as CD109 antigen. The transcript is spliced from 26 exons. Lineage: Eukaryota; Metazoa; Arthropoda; Insecta; Lepidoptera; Crambidae. Bases 207 to 4541 code for a protein of 1444 amino acids. Gene Ontology annotation, molecular function: endopeptidase inhibitor activity. The record is from RefSeq and is a predicted model, not a curated record. Gene Ontology annotation, cellular component: extracellular region.
UGGGUGCCGCACGGUCAGUGGCGGCGGAUUUUCGCAAGGCUUCGCGGCGCCCCACUAGGCUGCGCGGGCGCCGCGCCGCUCAGUACUACUGCAUCUCGCGGGCUCCGUGCGCGCCCCGACUCGCCACACAUUCGGACGUAACGAUCUGUGAUAUUAUAGUGUUAAGUUAUAAUUAAGUGCUGGAACCCAGUGAAGUGUCCGACAGAAUGAUGACUCACACGACGCUUUAUUGCACCUUUGUGGUAGCCUUGAUUGCACCGGCCCUCAUACAAUGCAUAUCAGUGGUAGGGCCCCGAGUGCUGAGGCCCUUCAGCUCCUACAGCGUGGCCAUAGCCGGAGGGUCGCGCGCCCACACGCUGUACGUGGCAGUGGAAGGCCGCAGAUCCAACGGCGAGCAGUUCUCACAGGGGAGACAGGUGCAGGUCCCUCCUGCCACGUCGAGACAAGUGGACUUUGACAUAGGCGACCCAGGCCCCGGGGAGUAUUCCCUGGUGGCGCGGUCCACCUCCGGGCCGCUGUUCUCGUCGGCCGCCCCGCUGGUGUACCAGCCCCGCAGCUUCUGCGUGUUCGUGCAGACCGACAAGAGGGUCUACCAGCCCAGAGACACCAUCAACUUCGCAGUCAUCGCUUUGGAUAAACACCUAUUGCCGAUUUCGAACACAGUAGACGUAAGUGUGCUAGACGCGGGCGGAUCGCCGGUCUGGCAGAAGCUGGCCGUGCCGCUGGACAAAGGCAUCUUCACCGACCAGUUCAUGCUGGCCGAUGAGCCGGCGCUCGGAGAAUGGACUAUACAGGUAGAAGCCCGGGGGCAGACUUACUCGAGGCAAAUCCUAGUGGCCGAUUAUGUGAUGCCCAAAUUCCAAAUGGACAUCCAAUUGCCAAAAGAGGUUCUCUUCACCGAAGGCCGCUUCACCGUCAACGUUACAGCCAAGCACUUCAACGGCUUGCCAGUAAACGGAGAGCUGACAAUAUCAGCAUACGCUGUAUUCUUCUCCCAGCUCCUACAGCCCGUUUUCUCGCCUCCUUCUCGCAAAGUGCUAGCUUUCAACGGGAACGCUGAAAUAGUAUACGACCUAAAAACCGACCUAGACCUCGCCGUGGAUGCGGCAAGGCCGCUGGUCGUCGAGGCCGUGUUGGAGGAAUACGACACGCUGAUCCGACAGAAUGUGUCAUCGCGGAUAUUGCUGAUGAGAACCCCGUACCGGCUGAAAGUGACUGCCCCGGACUAUGUGAAGCCGACGCUGCCUUACAAUGUUCAGAUCGAAGUAGUAGAUUCAUCUGGGCAGAUGUUAGACGUGAACGAAGAUGUAACCGUAGAAAGGCUAUGGGAUGACGGAGCGCCUGUCAACGUCACUACCCUCAAAUUGAAGAACGGCUUUGUCACUUACACCCUAGUGCCAGACAUGGCGCAUAUCAACUCCACACUUAAUUUAGUGAUUAAGUACAAAGACGUGGUAGAGCGCGUUGUAAACGUACAAAGGAACAGCGACUCCAGCGGCCAAUUCCUGACGGUAGAACUCCUGACUCGUGGAACAUCAGUCGGUGACGAGAUGAGAGCCAGGAUCACGGCCACGGAGCCCAUGGACUUGGUGCACUAUGUCGUCAUAGGACGCGGUGAUAUCCUCGUCGCCAAAACAUUAGAGUUGAACCCAGCUCGGCGAAGCGUGGAUAUCUCUGUAGAGGUGUCUCGUGCCAUGACCCCUGGCUGCGUAGUACUGGCGUGGUACCCGCGCCUCGACUCCACCAACACCAUGCUGGCCGCCGCGCUCUACGCGCCGCAGCAGCAGCUCUUGCACCAUCACGUAUCUCUAAAGUCCGUGUCAGCUUCCAACUACCAGCCAAACACACUGACCGAGCUGCAAGUGACGGGAGAAGCGGGCGCCCGCGCCGUGGUCCUUGGUGCUGACGUGAACGCCGUCGCGGCGGGACUCUCGGCCGCUAAUGGACUUGGAAGCGGACUUGAUAUGCACACGAUCCAACGCGAAGUAGAGAGCUUUAGCGGUUUGAAGCAUUCUGUUUUCAAGAAUGAGGAACACCUCCCAGGUUUAGGUUUGGAUAUUGCUGGUUAUACUUCUCUAGAUGUUUUCAAGAAAGUCGGAUUUGUUAUCCUGACUGAUGGAGUGAUUGUUCAAAAUGGAGUAGGAGUGGAUCCCAAACAUGAAGAGCCAGAAACCGGCACCAGGCCUCCUCUGGCCGGGCCGUACGCGUUCAGCCGCCUGCCCCCGCCACCUUCGCCCCGAUACUUCUUGACUGUCUCGCCGUUACCCACAUGGGCCUUCUCCAAUUUCUCUCUUGAUAACAUUGGCCGAGGUUCAGCAGAACGUUGGACUCCACCACCACAUGUACCAGUAAAGUUGAAAUUGGGAGCAUUUGCAGUCGAUUCUAAGAUGGGCCUCGGUCUAGCUACACCCCAGGAUAUUGCCACCUCGGUUCCAUUGUCAAUCAACGUGGAACUUCCCAACACAAUGCAAAGAGGAGAAUCUGUAGCAGCUGUAGUAGUACUGAAGAGCACACUCACUGCUGAUAUCACAGUGGAAGUUACAAUGUAUAACACGGGACAGAAAUUCGAAUUCGAACCACUCGACAACGAUAUAAACUCGAAGAAAAAAAUCGAACCGUUCGGCCGUCUGCACGUAACCGUGCCGGCAGAAGGCUCCGCAAGCUCAGCGUUCCUGGUGACUGUUGUGCAGACUGGAUCUGUCGAAGUCCUCAUAGACGCUAAAGCACCUGGAGUCUCUGCAUCAUUCUCGAAGACCAUUGAAGUUACUGAUGGUUAUCAAGAAGACGUCUGGGUAUGGAAUCUGCUGAAUGCAAGGAGUGGCGUGGCCAGAGCCAACAUGACUUUAGAACCCAUCGCAGGAACUCGCUUAGGUCCGGCUCGACUGAUGGCAACUGGAGACUUGCUGUCAUCUGCGUUGCAAGCGCUGUGGCAGUCGCCUCCCGCUGCCGGCGACCCACCGCAUGCAGUGAGGCCUCUUGCCGUAGCGUGUGUGUUAUUGGACUACUUACAGACCACCAACCAAGAGAAAGAGGCUUGGAACAAAGCAGCACGCGACUUGGCGUCUCUCGGAUUCCAACGACUCAUGGCAUAUAGACGUUCUGAUGGGUCCUUCGCACCAGAGACUGAUCGAGAUGCCAAAGGCGAUGUUUGGAUGACAGCAAUAUCAACCCGAUGGUUGUCCCGCUGCGCCCGAUACGUGGAAGUGACGCCAUUGGCUGUCACGGCGGCUUCAGAAUGGCUCGCUCGUAUGCAGAAAGACGACGGCAGUUGGGAACCACCUACACUGAAGACCGACCCUAGAGCACAGGCCCCAUUGCCUUUAACAGCACACGUUUUACUGGCUCUUUCACAAGCCAAGGGCAAGGACAUCCACUACAAAAACGCCUUGAACAAGGCCGUUGAUUAUUUGGCCAAAGGACUGACACCAUUCCUGGAUGCAUAUGCCCUGGCUGUCGUAGGCAACGCGUUAGCCGUUGCUAAGCACCCUGAAGCAUCGGUAGCUCUACAAUACAUGGACAAAUACGUCAACAACACUGGUUCAACAUUAUUCUGGUCACGCAAGUUGUCCGGCUCCGAAUGGCGCAACCCUUGGCUGAAAUCAAACAGCCUAGAAGCGAGCACAGCCGCGUGGGGCCUACGAACAAUGCUGGCUUCGCGUCUGGAAGACAAAGCAGAGCCUGUUGCCAGGUUCCUCCUACAAGCCUACAAACCAAACGACCCUGAUCCCGAUGUGCUAGAUGCCAUUGCACAUUACGCUGAACUGAUAAAGACCACAACAAAAUUGAGAAUAUCGGUCAAUGUAACUGGAUCUCAAGAGCCGAAACUGUUCCAAAUCGGAGACAACAAUCCACUUAUUAUUCAAGAUCAAGCGAUCUUCGAUGCCCGAUCAGCCACUGCAGUCACCGAAGGGCGAGGCAUAGCCCUUGUCGGACUUUCAGCUAAAGGCAACACCAACGUCACAGGUGCUUGGCCGCGGUACACUCUGGACCCCAGGGUCGAUAUGGUCUCCACAAAAUAUCGCAUGCAGCUGUCUAUUUGCCUCGGGUACGUGCCACAAGGUAAUGAGACGGAAAGCGGUUUGACUUUGCUCACGGUUCAGCUACCGACUGGCUACUUGGCUGACAUUAACACGAUCACUGAAUUGACGGCUGCAAGAAUGGUAGUAUCAGCUCGCGUCCAAGCUGGUGGGUCUCGCGUGCUAGCAUGGGUGAGGCCUCGACGCGCAGAACAGUGCGCCACACUCGCGGCACCUCGGGCUUUGCCUGUAGCCAGACAGCGACCGGCCUGGGCCACGUUGCAGGACCUUUAUGAUUCUAGUCACCGCGCACGCGUGUUCUACCAAGCGCCGGCGAGCAGCGCGUGCGACGUGUGCCGCGAGUGGGAGUCGUGCGCGCGCGCGUGCGGCUCGGCCGGCGCGCAGCUGGGGCCCGCGCCCGCGCCCGCCUCCCGCACCCCGCGCCCCGCCCCCGGCGCCGCCGCUGACCUACAACUCUCGGUGGCAGCCCUAGCAUUAGCCUUGGCGAUUGUGGCACUACGAUAGCCUGUAGCAGUACCCCAAACUUUUUGGUUUCAGAUACAUUGGGUGAUUGGGUGGUCCCUAUGAGAUUGUUUGGCUCCUGAGGGGAAGAGUGGGUAGAUUUCUCUCAUUCACCUCGUGCGUCGUCUGUUAGUGUUGUACGGUAUACCUAUUACAUAUUUGAUCCAAUAGGUAGGUAAAACAGUAUAAGGUCACUAAUUGUGGUCCCUCAUUCCGUCCUAAGACCCCUAAUUUUCACACCUGAAGGUGGCAAUCGAUUAGGCCACUUUGGUUAAUGAAUAGCCACCCAAAAUCAUGGAACUUUUUUUGGAAGGUAUCAAGAAUUUUGUGCCAUGCCUGCCACCCUGCUGCUUACCGUAAUAAAAUAUGAUGGUGGCAGCACUUUCGCGUCAGUAGUUAGAAUGUACUACGAGUUCAUUAAAAAAAUACUAUAGACAAGAUUUGUGGUUUUGGAUUUAAAAUGAAAAAUAAUAGCAAAAUGAUUACACAUAUAAAUGUCUACAUAGUUAAAUAUAACCGAAAUUAAUUGCGCUAGUCAAAAUGCUCACCACUAAUUGGGUAUUAAAUGUGAAAAGAUUUAUAAUCAAACAUCUUAUAAGAAACGAUUUAUAAGAAACGACGACGAAAAACUUAUGUUUAGUAGUU